This is a messenger RNA of Cottoperca gobio, 4517 nucleotides long. RefSeq names its product DISC1 scaffold protein (gene disc1). Bases 472 to 3054 code for a protein of 860 amino acids. Gene Ontology annotation, cellular component: intermediate filament cytoskeleton; microtubule organizing center; microtubule. The record is from RefSeq and is a predicted model, not a curated record. The transcript is spliced from 14 exons. Lineage: Eukaryota; Metazoa; Chordata; Actinopteri; Perciformes; Bovichtidae. Gene Ontology annotation, biological process: neuron migration; cilium assembly.
GCUGCUCCAACACGACGCACGACGCAGGGGCGCAGCAGCGAAUAACGGAUUACUGAUCAACUCAUCGAUGACACAUUUAGAGUCGUAACUUCUGCAUAUACACCACGCCAUAGGAUAAUUGCCCUACAAGAAACAUGACAUGAAGAUAUUUCCUCUCCAAACCGUGUGUUCGAAUUCGCAGCUGGAUCCACUUGUUUGCCGCAGAGGAGAAAUCUAGGACUCUGAAGUAUGAGGAUCAAUACUUGUGUCAGGAUAUGUUUAUUAUGGACAAAGGAGCGCGUGUAAAAAAAAGCCGGUUUCACCCGUCCUUCCAACGUGGGGAAAAAAGCCUGAGUUCAUUUUUCCACAACGGAAAUGAGAUCAGUCCCAUUGCCUGGCUCCACUUUUUCUAAAACAUGGUCGAUGUAACUCCAUAGUGCCGGGAUUUGACGUUCUCUGACUUUUUUCAAACAGCUUGUUGUUAAUGGAAAGAUGUUUGCUGGACUGAUGGGGCUGGGAUGUCACAGUAACUCUCUGCUUCACUGCGAAGUCAUGGAAGGUGGCAGAGCAUCAGGGACAGCUGGCAGCUCCGCUCGUAAGAGGCUCCACCGAAGACCUGGAUACAUGAGAGGAGAUCAGUCCAGACUACAGAGCCCUACUCAUGGGCAGGAGGAGGAGGAGGAGGAGGAGGAAGAGGAAGAGAGGACCACUAGCAUUUGGAACGGAAAAUCUGGACGUCGCACUGACAUCACCGAGGGUACCAGCGCUCAGAGGAUGAGCCUAACACCUGCUGUCAAAUUAUCCGUAAUGAAUCAGCAACAGCCUGAUGAACUCACAUGUAGCUCCUGGAAGAGUAGUUUUAUCUGCUCUGUUACCCGUCCUCUUCCCCAUGUGGACUACAGUGCCAUGAAUGGUACAUCCAGCCACCGGGGUCCGUCCUCUCUGCCCCAGAAUGAACUCAGGUUACGCCUGAGCCCGGCCCUCCGGUCGUCACCAGUGGACUCCUUUAACUCCAGCUUCAGUUUCAUUCAACAGUCCCUCAACUCCAGCCAGAAGACAAACGCAACCACUGCCACACCAUCCUGGAAACCAGAACCACUAAAUCAACCAACUAAAGCACCUAGUUCACAUCAAACAAAACCAGCAACCUUAUCCAUUGAGCACAAUGUCUCAAAACAGUCAACGUCUGUCCAAUCACUGCCCUCCUCCGCCCCAGGAAGCCAUGCGGAGCGAGAGGAGCUGUCAUUAGGCGGUAGGUUUUGGCGGGAGUGUCAGUGGGGUGGCAGGGAGGGUACACCCGACCUGCCUGACUGUGACUCCCCAUCUCUGGAUAUAGAGAUCACCUCGUCAUUGUCUGUGGACUCAGACACUGCCUCCGCCUCUUCUGUCACCUCCGGAUAUGAGAGCGCCACGCCUGCCUCCGAGCAAGGCUGGGACAACCUGGUGAAGAAGUACGAGGGAGUGCUGCAAGACUGCCUCCAAAACAACCGCACGCACACUAAGAUUGAGUCCUUGAUGUUGAAGCUGCAGAAGCUCCAGCAGAAAGCCAUUUUGGAUGAUGACUAUGACGCAGCUGAGCGUUUUGGGAAAAAGCUGGAGGAGCUGUGCAGGGAGCGCUCCGCUCUGAAGCUGGGUUUACCCUCCAGACAGCCCAGCGUUGCUCUGUUCCUGGAGCGGCUCGGACAGGUGGUGCACAGCGCCCUCCAGAGGGCAGACUGCAGUCAGCGCAGGAAGGAUGUGGAGCCCGAUGCAGGGGAUCAGUCCGACUCAUCACAGGGUCCACUGCAUCGAAAAGAUCGCCUGAUCCAAGAGAAACAGCUGGUAGAGGAGGAGAUAGCAGCGCUGCAGCGGAGGCUGACGGAGCUAAAGGACCGCAGUCGAUGCCUGGAGCAGCAGAUCCAGCAGGAGGAGCAGCAGGUGGAGGCCGAGGAGCUGGAAGGCUCCGUGCUGCGGAGCUGCACCGUGGCCCAGCUCCGCGACAUGAGCCGAACCCUGCAGGACCUCGUCACCUCUGAAAACCGCACGCUGAUCUCUGCCUCUCCUUCACCCUCCUUCAUCAGACUCCAGGAGCAGGAACAGGCAUUGAAUCUGUCCAUCAAGGAAGCCACUGCUAAAGUGGUCAUGAGUCAGAGGCUGGGCAGAAGCCUGAGGAGGAAAGUCAGCGAGACGGAAACUCAGCUUUUGGCACUGCAUGAAGCCAAACUGGCGGCCAUCUCAGGAAACGACUUCAGCAGUGCCAAGGAGCUGAAGGCUGAGAUGAAGGCGGUGUACCUGGAGCGGGACCGGCUGGAUGCUCUGGCCAAGAGGCUGCACAGCCUCAGCUCGGGGAGCAGCCAGGAGCUGGCCAGCAUGAAGGAACAGCGGCAGCAGCUCAGGCAGGAGCUGCAGCAGAAGGAGGCCCAGCACGAAAGCCGGCUCAAAGAGAACACUACAAAGUAUAUCAAGCUAUUGGAGGACAGAUUGCACAGCUGUGGCUGUCCAGGCUUGGAAAGGAUCUGGGAGGCUGACUUGGAAGCGUGUCACCUGCUAUUGCGAGGCCUGCAGUUGCGGACUCCCAGCUGCAGUGGAGGAAACAUCGAAGACUUCUCCACUGCAGCAGCUUAUCCUCCAACCCAGCCGUGCACCAAAGAAGAAGAAGACUGCGCCAUGCUGACUGCUUUAGGAGGGCGCUGGUGUCCCGAGGCCAACUUACAGAAUUCUGAGUUCACAAAGAAAUUGGAGGAGUUUUUGUUCUGCAUGGAGGAUAAUCACCCAGAGGACGGGUGCAGCGAGGCUGCGGAUCUGACAGAGCACUGCGAGCUGAUCAGUGACAGACUAAUGACCUUGGAAGAUGAAUUGCAGACAGCCAUACUGAACCGCGAUCAGGCCCUCACCCAGUCGUUGGAAAAGGAGGUUCAGGAAGUAAAAGCCACUUUACAGACCAUGCUCGCUCAGCUCAAAGAGGAAGAGGAAGUGAAUGAGUUACAAGAUGACGACCUCAUGAAAAGCGGGACAGACGAAGAAGAGGAAGAAGAAGAAGAGGAAGAAGAUGAGGAAGAAGAAGACCAGUACUUCAGUGACAGCUGGGGCAUUUGAAAUGGAUGCUUGUAGUGUUUUAUGACCACUCACACACAGACCGGCUCUCUGAGAGCCUGACCUCGGCUCUGCAGUAGGAGUGACCCCAUAUCCAUUUACUGUAAAGCUUCACUCAAAGGGCUUCACAACCAGCCUCUGUGGUACUGCUGAAAGUUUCCAGUAUAAAGCCUUGGAAAGUCUGUAACAUUUGAUCCAUUUACAAAUGGAGAAACAUGAAGGAUUUUGAUAAACAUUUAAAAUAUAAGACACUUUAAUGCACAAUUUGACAGUUCUUCAAAUCUUGCCAGCCUAAGUUUAACCAGGUAGAAUGCGUUCGGCCACCAAGCCGCAUGGUGGUUAUUUUUACAAUUGAGAUGUUUUUGAAGACAGGUUUACAUCUUACUUGUGCUGAGAUAUAUGACAUUUACUUUUUUCUACAUUUACUGUAAAAAUAUUACCAAUUUUAGGUGAUUAUUUGGUUGAUUAAGGGUUUUUAAUUUGCUCUGAUUUGUUGCUAUUUGCAAAAACAGUUGAGUCUUAAAGCGAGAAUGUAACUUGUUGAACAAGAGCAGCUUGUGGCAAGUGAAGGUUAGAUUAACAGUAGUAAGAGUCAUACAGUCAGUGAACAGGCUCAGUGAUGUCAGUUACACAGCAAUGUGUAUCCAGUGUUUGCUAAUAUUAGCUAGCAUUAGCCACCAUGAGUUCACCAAAACUCCUGUGGUGCAUUUCCCAUGUUUUUUUGUUUGUUUGAAAGAGUAAGUGUGUUAUUUCUUAAAUGCAAUGAAAAUUCAAUUAAAAAAACAGGAAAUGUAUAAUGUUUUAAAAAUAGCAAGCCUGAAACCACUGAACAAUCACUAAUCUCUAACCACUACCAGCUGUUUGAAUUUAGGCUGAGGACCAAGUGGACAAUCUAAACGUCUCUUACUGGUAAAAGUCCUGCACAUAAAAUAAAAGUGUACGCUUCAUUUUUAGAUCAACUAGGCACUUUUCUGUGUUUUCCGUACGAUUGGACUUCAGUUACAUGUAAUUUUGUCCAUGAAAUAUUUGUGGUGCUACAGAAUGUGAGCUAACUUGAACACUUUAUUGUUUUCUUUGUGUGGAAAAUGCAAUAUUUAGAUUUUUUUCCUCGACGUAUUAACCACUGUACGCUCGGCGGAGAGAUGCUCUGUAUUUUAAAAUACAUACGUCGCAAAUUGUGUCUUAUGCAUGUAGGAAAUAUUGAAGGAUACUAUAUCAGUGGAAGUAUUUGCAACUGCCGUUUGUUUUUCUUGAAUAAUCUUAUCUGCCACUGAUUAUGUGUUAUUUUUAUUUUACUUAGUCUUCUUCAUUCCACUGGUGUCACUUGACUUUUUGCCAGAAACCUUUUUGUACUUUCACACAUUAAUCAGUUUUUUAAUUUACUGUGCAGCUUGAAUUAGCUGUAUCAUUUUAUAUUUAUUCCUUACUGCAUCUCACUAAUUACAGCAUGUACCAUUCCAGCCUAA